Molecule: messenger RNA, 1164 nt
Organism: Arctia plantaginis
Lineage: Eukaryota; Metazoa; Arthropoda; Insecta; Lepidoptera; Erebidae
Source: the annotation of a GenBank genome assembly
AUGGAUAACCUUACAAGUGUAUGUUUUUGUGUUUUUAUGUGUGUUUUUGUGGUUAAAUCUGAGCUAUACGAAGGGAAUAGCUGUUAUUCCGAAAUUGACCGGUUGAAUGGUACUUGUGUACACGUACAUCGAUGUUUAUCAACCGUUAAUGAUAUCAAAAAAGGGAUAAAACCACAGCUUUGUUCAUUUGAUGGACAAAAGCCAAUCAUAUGCUGCACAGAUUGUGAACUCAUCGGCAAUACCAGUUUGGUAUGGGUUAAUGACAGAGGCGUUUAUUUCUUCAAAACUGGAUCUAAAGCUCAAGACAAAUGUAUAGAACACGUAGCAAACUUGAGGUAUCCCUGUUAUACAUCGACAGGGGUAAAACGAAUGCUCAAUUUCAUUAGCAGAGACUGUUAUCAAUAUUUACCUUCGUUUGAGCUAACUACUGUGGGAGGAGAGAACGCAGAAAGAGGGGAAUUCCCUCAUAUGGCCUUACUAGGUUAUGGAGACAGCAUAGAAAGAGCUGAAUGGGUGUGCGGAGGGUCUGUUAUCAGCGAUCGUUUCAUUUUGACAGCUGCCCAUUGUAUAUCUAGUAGUAAGCUAGGGCCAGUCAAAUACAUAGCUCUAGGUACCCUGAAGAGAUCAGACCCUGUAAAAACCUGGCAGCUGUAUAAUGUCAGCAGGAUUAUACCCCAUCCACAAUACAAAUCUCCAAGCAAGUACCACGAUAUCGCUUUGCUGGAGACUGAGACGCAGAUAAAAUUCAACAUCUACGUGUUACCAGCUUGUCUUAGCUUAGGUAAUGACGAUGAAAGUUUAGCAUCAGCCACAGGUUGGGGUGCAAUAGGUUACCGUAAAGAUUUGGCUGAUAAUCUACAAGUGAUCUACCUGCAACAGUUUUCGGAAGAUGAAUGUUCGACUGCAUAUCCUUCAAACCGCAAUUUACAGAGAGGCUAUGAUCACACAAUACAAUCGUGCUACGGUGACAGAAGCCACGUCAUUAACACAUGCCAGGGUGACAGUGGAGGUCCACUUCAUAUAAAAUCACAAUAUGGACUGUGUGUCUUCAAUUUAAUAGGAGUUACAUCGUUUGGAGCUGCGUGUAGUUCCCUUGGCAGUCCUGGAGUGUACACCAAAGUGGUACACUACGUAUCUUGGAUAGAAAGCAUCGUGUGGCCUUGA